CUGGAGUUCAGUUCUUGACGGUGCAGCGUCGACUAAACACCUAUACAUUCCCAGAAUAAAAAUACACACACACACACAAAAAGAAGACAAAUACGUUUACUUUUCAGUUCUCAAGACAUUUUGAUUGACGCAAAAAUCAGAUAUGCCACUCUUGUCGUGUUGAAACGCGCGUUAUCAUUUUUAAUAUUUGGAAACUGGAUGAUCGUCCAGCCUUGAGUCGAGUGUUUACCGGUCACCUUCUAGCCCAGCUUCCAAACAUUAUAGACAACCGACUUUUUAAAGUUUCAGAGAUGGCAAUUGUUGUCUACUUGACAAUUCUCAGCUUAACGUGUCUCUCGGGCUUGGUCAACGGCGAGCUAAGCUCGUGUCAAGGUGCCGGCUUAAAAUACCUCAAUGGCGACGCUCUAUCGGGAUUGACCUCAUGUCUUGGACCGGAAAAUACCCCUUACCCCACAUCCGCCAUUGAACGCAUGUUCAAAUCAGACCGACGAGGUCGGGCAUCGCGUUUGGUCGAUCCCGCGGAAACGCAAAAGACGUUGCUCAAAUUUCACGAGGCUGCCAACUACGGCCACGACUCCAGUCAGUUGUUACAACGCCAAGCAAGGAACGUGUUUGAUCUGCCACAAUCGCAACAGCGUGCCGGCCCUACCGGCUGUUCAACUCCCGGUGGUCGUCUCUGCAAGACGCGGUACAAUACUACAGCACCGUUAUACGGUGUUUCAUUGACUUCCGGCCAGCCUGUCACUAUCGUCCAAAAAUUCCCGGAUCUUCUCCAGCAAGUCAUCUUUGAGGUUUGCGAUUCAGCCGAGUGUGACGUCGUGCACGGUGAGUGCGUCCAAACCUACGUUCCCUAUUUGUUUCUGGUUAUCCCGCUUGGACCGGUAACGCUGACCGGCCAAGAUUACGUCCUCGUCGAAAACGGCUGCGUCUGUCGUCCAAAGUACGCCCGCCCUAUUGGACUGCAGGAAUCCUCCUUGUCUGAAGUCCUCCCCGGUUUAAAUUGAUAUCAUUGUAUAUCUACAGCUGUGAAAAAAAACAAAAAAACAAAAACAAUAUUCUUCCAAGAAAGAUCCAUCUGCGAUGGAUCUUUCUUAUGUUAUGACGACAGCGCAACGGUGGUCAAUCAACCCUCGCGCCGAAUAAUUCCCGAUUUUCUAUUUAUCAUUCCCCGCACAUCUCAAACAAACAGAAGGACGAUCCAGUUCAAGCGUGUUCUCCAAUUUCUUAUUUACUAGAAACAUAACCGUAAUGCAAAAAAAAAAAAAUGUACAUAAUGAAAAGAUGUUUGUUGUCUCUUUGCUGAAUACAAAAAAAGAAAAAAAAAAAUCUUAAACCGGAAGUCUU
Messenger RNA from Daphnia magna, 1344 nucleotides. RefSeq lists its product as uncharacterized. The record is from RefSeq and is a predicted model, not a curated record. The transcript has 5 exons. Bases 291 to 1004 code for a protein of 237 amino acids. NCBI's taxonomy places the organism in Eukaryota, Metazoa, Arthropoda, Branchiopoda, Diplostraca, Daphniidae.